GCAACGAAUCAAUAUAUAAAAGCUCCGACCGGACCAAAGGAAGACAGUUGAAUUUUCUGAGUGUUUGUCGACGAGUAAUUCAAAGAUUUUUAAAAUGCAGUCACGCUACAUCUUGAUCGCUUGUAUCUUUGCCAUCUCAAUGGCAGUGGCUUAUUCCGCAGUAGUGCCAUCCGAGAACUCAGACGAGAGCGAAGUCAACUUUUUAGAGUUUGACGAGACUUUGAACGAGAUCGAAACACGUGACUUCUGGAGCAAGCUGAGGGACAAGGCUUUAAAAAUCAUAAAAAAUCACUUCAAGGGUGCCACCGAGGAAUGCCUCAAGAAAGCCGCUAACAAGUGCAAAAAGCACUGGCAUAAUCCGGCCAAAGUAAUCAAAUGCGCCACUGACUUUUUCACCGGGGAAAUGAUUGGCUGCAUCGUCACUGGCUAGACGCCCAAUUACAACUGUAUUUAGUUUAAUUAUCGCCAA
Molecule: messenger RNA, 469 nt
Organism: Trichogramma pretiosum
Lineage: Eukaryota; Metazoa; Arthropoda; Insecta; Hymenoptera; Trichogrammatidae
Exons: 3
Coding region: 95-430 (111 amino acids)
Source: RefSeq, a predicted model, not a curated record